AUGUAUUCAUCGGACUCGGACUCCCCAGCUGUCUGUGACGAGGAUGAAGAGGGAAAACUUUAUCAAUUGGUUUUUGAAUUGGGCACUAGUAAUAACGAGGAUGAGGGAAAGGAGGAGGUUCAAAUCCCAUCCAGCUCUGAGAACUCACCUGAGUAUCAGGAAACUGAUGAUGAAAGGAUGUAUGCAACAUGGGAAAAUAGGGUACCAAAGAUACCCUUUAAAGUCCUUGGCUGUUACACUUGUCACGUUUGUGAGUUGUCUGUUUCAGGCAGCUCUAAUCCUGUUGAAUGUUCAUCGGUUGAUAAUACAUAUGGACAUGACACUGAUGCAUUGGACAAUAACCAAGCAGUCCCAGUACGGAGGGAAAAGCCAUGGAGGAAACCUGGUGCUGACAUCACAGAUUACUUUAACUAUGGUUUUGAUGAAGAAAGCUGGAACACCUACUGCAAGAAACACGCCAAAGCCAGAGCAGCAAUUAAAAAAAUGUACACUAAAAUCAAGCACUGCAUCAAAAUGUUGCAUGAAUGUGAUGUCGAGUGUUCAUCAUGUGACCUGAUCAGCAGAGAGUCAAGAGCUACCCUUGAUGUGAUUGGAAGACGACCUGGAUCCAGAGGCAGAGUGGAAGGGCGCCAAUGUCUCAGUGAUGAAGAAAACAUUUCUCAGGUGAUUACUGAGAUGUCAUCCGAGGAGGAUUUAUCCACUUCUCAUCAUCUGCCCUCUACAUCCAACUUCAGUUCUCCCUUUGCAUAUAUCCCUCCACCACCUUUCCUUUACCGACCAGGAACCCCUGCUUCUUCCUCCGCUUUUGCUUCUUCGAACAGUCAACACUCUAAAGGCUUUGAUGAACCCUCAACUUCACAGCGCAGGUCAUCAUCAGGUGCAUCAUCCUUAAUCCCAAGAGGUAUGGCCUCCAACGCUGGAGUGAUUAACACUGCCAAGGCUUGGGAACGCUACAUAUGGCAGGAAAAGUGUGACACGGCCAGAGACAGAUCCAGAGACGGAGAGCACAGCUGUGAUGAAGACAGUCAUAGAGGCAGAGACAGAGACAGAGACAGGGAGAGGCGUUCUUCUACACACAGCGGGGAGGAGCGAACAAGGCGCAGGGACACAACGGAGCGAGGGCACAAACACCACAGUUUGGCCAGAUCCAGUGGAGAGAAAAAAGACAAACGGCACAGAGAGAGGAGGCACGGAGAUAACAACGAAGGAGGGUAAAAAUCAUCACUCAGCAGAAAGGAAAGGAAGAAUGGUGGUGAGGAAGGAGAGAGUCAGAGUAGAAAGAAAAGGAAAAGGGCCAGGAAAAAGAGGAAGGAAAAGGAGACCAACAAGAUGUCCUCUGCUAACCAAGAGAGGAAAUUAAAGUCUGACUGA
Messenger RNA from Epinephelus moara (kelp grouper), 1371 nucleotides. It is a transcript of the gene fip1l1a, whose product is annotated as FIP1 like 1a (S. cerevisiae). The record is from RefSeq and is a predicted model, not a curated record. Gene Ontology annotation, biological process: mRNA processing. The transcript is spliced from 12 exons. NCBI's taxonomy places the organism in Eukaryota, Metazoa, Chordata, Actinopteri, Perciformes, Serranidae.